AUGGAUAACUUGCUCGCCCUGGCAGGCACCUCAUCGCUUUUGAACGGCGCAUCGGGCACGACCAUCCAGGACCUUGAGGAACGAAUCCCCGGUUUCGCCAUCUUGCAAAACUUCUUCAAGACAUGGCUAAAGCUGGAUCUCGCGUCUAUCCUAACAGUUGCCGCCCUCAUGGGUGCUGCCUCAAGUGGUGUCAGCAGCAUCCGAGACACUGGGGCCAAAAUCUACUGGUGGAUAGUGCGCUUCCUCACGGCUUCCAUUUCUAUCGCGGGCAAUGACCGCCUCAAUCGAGAGGUCCUCAACUGGCUGGGUGCCCAUAUACUCACAAAGAGGAGAACGCGCAUCCUCACAGCAAACUCGGAGAAAGUGCUGACCGACACUUGGCACUAUCAUCGUGUGUCCCAGGAACGUAACGACUACACCCACGACAGUAGAGCGCCAGUGCACUACCUGCCGACAUUUGGCACAACCUGGUUCAUCCACAAGCGCAAUCUGUUCAUGGUACGCCGCAUCUUGACGAGCAGCUCCAACACUGGUUGGUCGUUUCGCACACCGGACGAGUAUGCCGGCGCUCCUGAGGGCGACGAGCCGCUCGUGAUCAUGUGUCUCGGCCGGUCUGUGGAACCUAUCAAAAAAUUCCUCGAAACCUGCCGAGAGUUCGCCGACAAGCAGCGUGAGGCGUACGUCACAGUUCGAAUCAGCAAGGGCUCAUACAACGACUCGUGGGAUACGUCGAUUCUGCGUCCUAUUAGGCCUCUAGAAACGGUGCACUUUGAUGAGAAAGUCAAGGAUGCGCUGGUUGCUGAUAUCGCCAACUACCUGGACGCCAACACGCGCAAGUUUUACAACAGGCGCGGUAUCCCCUACCGGAGAGGGUUUCUGCUGUAUGGGCCCCCAGGCACGGGCAAGACAUCGCUCUCGCUCGCACUGGCCGGCAAAUUCGGGCUUGAGCUAUACUUGAUCCACAUCCCGAGCGUAGGAAAUGACGAUGCUCUAGAGAGACUCUUUACGGCCUUGCCGCCGAAGUGUAUGGUGCUUCUCGAAGAUAUCGACGCAGUUGGCAUUAAACGCCGUGCAUCGUCGAACGAUGACGACAGCAGCAACGACAGCGACGGUGAUGGUUCGUCCUCUUCGGACGAAGAUGAGUAUGGAAGGUCGAGGGUUACGCUCUCCGGUCUGUUGAACGUUCUUGACGGUGUUGCAUCGCAGGAAGGGCGCAUCGUGCUCAUGACGUCCAAUUUCGCGGAGAAGCUGGACAAGGCCCUCGUUCGCCCCGGUCGAGUGGACAGGAUGAUAUACUUGGGCCACAUCUCGCCAAGGAGCAGCGAACUCAUGUUUCUCCGCAUGUAUGCCGCCGACGCGGACAGUGCGGCUCCAGGAAGCCGGGACCUGCAGGUUUCAGAGGAUGAACUAAAGAGGCUGGCCCUCGAAUUCAGUAAAAAAAUCCCUAAUGAAGUCUUUACCCCAGCGCAACUUCAGGGGUACCUUCUAAAUCACCGCGACUCGCCUGUUGAGGCCACUGCCAAUGUGGAGCGAUGGGUGCAAGAGGAGCAGCAGACGAUUGAAGCGGCUAAGGAGAAGACGAGAAAGGCUGCCGAACAGAAAAAGAAGAGGAAGAGGGAAAGAAAGCUGGUUCGAGCGGCAGAGAUGGCUGAGGCGAUGCGGAAUUACGUCUCAGACGACGAGCUCGAGACGUUGCGUCAAAAGGUCGAGGAGAAGUCCAAGCGGAAAGCCAAGAGGCCAAAGGACAGCGUAGACGGGGCGGAGGAAAAGGGUAACUCAGAGCCCCUGGACGAGCCGAAGAGCUCUGGCCACAUGCCGAACGGGCUACCGAGCAGUCACGACUCAACUCUAAGUGGCCCUAAUGAGGCUUCUAGUCCUGAGAAAAGCGCGACUGGUGGCACAAACGAAACAGCGGGACCCGGCGAGUCCAAGGAAACGAGCACUGAAGCGGAACCGGUUUCAGCUGAGACUGAUACAAAGGUCCCGAGUCACGAAUAG
Canariomyces notabilis is the source of this 1998-nucleotide messenger RNA. RefSeq names its product P-loop containing nucleoside triphosphate hydrolase protein. Lineage: Eukaryota; Fungi; Ascomycota; Sordariomycetes; Sordariales; Chaetomiaceae. The record is from RefSeq and is a predicted model, not a curated record. Gene Ontology annotation, cellular component: mitochondrial inner membrane. Gene Ontology annotation, biological process: mitochondrial respiratory chain complex III assembly; protein insertion into mitochondrial inner membrane from matrix. The transcript has a single exon. The coding region runs from base 1 to 1998 and encodes 665 amino acids. Gene Ontology annotation, molecular function: ATP binding; ATP hydrolysis activity.